CGGGACCUACCGCGCCCAUACCUGAUUUGGGUAGCUUCUGUUUGCUUAGGUUUUUUCUUUCUUUUUGCAUUGGUGGAUUUAUUUUUAUUUUUUGCUGUUAUGUUUCGGAGUGAGUGAUCCGCACAGAAUUUGUGUGGAAUUGAUUUUAGCGCAGGCCCUCUUCUCAAGCCGAGUCUUCGAUCUUCCUCGUGCAUAUCUAUCCACACUCUCUUCAGUUUCCCCUUUUUCUUUUCCUUUUCUUUCUCGGGUUGCCUCCGUUUCCCAUGUUUAUUUUUGGCAGUUGGUUCCGUUGGCGGUAGCCCUUUUCCUUGCAAUGAGGAAGUUCCUGCGUAAAUACACUCCUUCCUCGAGGUGAUUUUGUUCAUUUGGGUGCUUGUGGACGAGUUCGGAUGCGUGUUUCCUUCGUUCCAUUUUCGGGCACUACGUGUGAUCUUGUGAGAUGGGUCGGCCUCGGGAUCUGUGGAUACGUCCUUUUUCGGACAGCUUGCUGAUGAACCGAAGCCAUUGCCUUUCGCACAUUGAGGUUCUUUGGUCCUCAUAAGCUCGACUCCCUGCCGUUGUGAAUUGUUUAUAGAUUAAGAUGGACAAUUCUGCGAUGCUUUCGCAAUGUGGGUUGUUGUUUUUAUGUGAAAAAAGAGAGGAAUGUUGCAUCUGAUUGGGUGUUCUUGAGGGAAAGCUUGAAUUUUUAUGAGCUGGAUGGUCUGUGACAAGUGAUAAGGGACUUUCUUUUUGUGCUUUGUAGAGGGUGCUUGGUAUGGGUUGAAAUGGGGUGUUCCUGAGCAAUUUUGGGUGGGGAAAGAAAAGGUCCAAAAAAAUGAAGUCUGUGGAGCUUGUGAUGAGGAGGGAAUCAGGGGAAGAUGAGAGAAGUCAAAGAUCAUGAGAAGUAGAUGAACACGAGUCCGAUGUUUCCUAGAUUUCAUGUGAAUGAUACGGAAAAAGGAGGGCCCAGAGCACCUCCCAGGAACAAAAUGGCUCUCUAUGAACAGCUCAGCAUUCCCUCACAAAGCUUCAACUCUCCAAUGACAUCGUUAUUGCCCCUUCCACUCGACCAGGGUGGCUCUUUAGCUUCUUCGGCGCCAUUGCUUUUUGUUAUACGGUGACUGUAGGGCGGUGCAAACCAAAGAUACGCGCUGACACCAUUGUGUAGCUCGGCAGUCACUCAUCUUGCAAGGAAAGCCGAACUGCAUGCUUCUGCUGGCGUCAAGUUGAACUCUCUGAUGGAAACUAGAGAGAUCAACUUGAUGCAAGCACGGGGUUCAUCGCAUUUCAAGAGAGUUGCUCCGAGGAAACACAGAGAUGCUGAUGAUUUUACUAUUCCAGCUCUUGUCAAGAGAGUAUUAACUCCCCAUAGUGACCGUAAGUGCAACAAAAAUCUCAAGCUUAAUCCUGCCUUACACACGGACGAUUCAAGCCAAAGUAAGAGUUCUCGAGAAAAGCAGAUUGACCCUACAAGAUCCACCAGCAUGAAUUCAAGACAAUGCGCAAGAAAUCCAUUACUAGACAAUCAAGAGGUGUCUUCGGCAAGUCAUGAGAGGCCAGUCACAUUAUGUAGGGAGAAUACAGAUGCAUCUUUCCCCCCAUCAAGCAAAGACAAAAUAUCCGAAACUUCAAAAGGAUCUCACGCAUCUAUAAUUGGAGAAUGUAGAAGCAGUUCAGUUGAUGGGUUAGCAUGUUCGAAUACAUCAAUGGGUGACGGGUGUCAUGUCCAGCAAGACAUAUCAGUGGUUAGAGGUGAAGUUUUAGAGGAAUUAAGCAAGGGCAAUGCUUCACGUUUGAGGAGUAGAUUGCGUUCAAAGCCAUUGAUUGAGAAUGGGAAAAGGGGUGCAAAUGGGACCAAGUGUGACAAUAAGGAUCAUGAAGACGGUGAAUAUCCCAUCCAAGCAGCAGAAGGAAAUGGAUGUAAUGUCUUGGACAGUUUAGAAGAGUCUCCAUCUUCUUUGUAUCUGUUGCCAGAUGAUGUUGUUGGAGUAAUAGGUGAAAAACAUUACUGGAAUGCGAGAAAAGCCAUUGUCAAGUCGUGCAAAUUAUUGAUGAGGGGGAUGAUAUCAUUAUUACUAUCAUCAAUAUGCUUGGCCAAAAAAAUAUACGUUGUCAAUAUGAUGUGGGGGCCAGUGCUUCUCAACAUGAUAAACUUUCAAUGUCUGGGAUGUCAACAGAGGAUCUUUGCAGCACAAGUGUUUGAGUUGCAUAGGCUAAUAAGGGUGCAGAGACUUAUUUCAAGAUCUCCUCAUCUACUUGGAAGUAGUCUCUACUUUGGGAAUCCUUUAGUAGAACACCAUGCAAUAAAGUCAGUUCCAUCUGAAUGUCUCAUAGAAGCAACAACACUACUGAAAAGCAAUUCGCUAAGCACCCAAGAGAGGAACCCCACCCCAAUGGUAAAACUUCCCCUCCCUCCAAUAGAUAGUGACUUCAGCAAGAAGCUCGUUGGUGAACAACCAGAACAAAGCCAUUAUUCAGAAACUUCAAAUCCAGCCGCUUGUGAACCAACCCUGCGGUGCUUCCCACGCAUUGGAAACCAGUGGUUAGUUCCUAUGAUGAGCCCUUCGGAAGGGCUCAUUUAUAAGUCUUAUUCUGCGGUAUGCCCUCCCAGAGGAGGCACUGUUGGACCCCUUUAUGGUGGUUGCGCACCUAUAAGCUUUGAGUCCAUGGGCAAUGAUGUAGGCAUGACAUUUGGUAUCCCAGCUUCCCAACGACAAGCCAUGGGAAUCCUUCCCAGGACUUCUGUGGCGGGCCAAACCUUCUUUCUGCCUUGGGGAAUUCCGUUGACGAAUCCAUCUGUUGCUAGCUCGGCCAUUGAACCUAUGAGCAAUCCGUUCAUUUUGGGCUCUCAAUCAAAUCCGCAGGUCAACCAGAGGUCGACAGGGGAAGUUAACAUCAGUCGAACCCACCAGAGUUCCUGCAACGUGUCAACCCAGGUAAGUCGAGUAAUCUCGUGUGAUGGUCUUAAAAGUCCAACUUUAAAGGAAAAUGAGCUUCAGGGAAGUACUGGAAGUAAUCCCUCUGAAAAGUUAGGAGGAGCUGCGCUUCCUCUAUUUCCUAGAGAUCCCACAAAGUCAGAUCAGAAAGUGCAGGUGCAUAGCAGCAACCGGCUAGAAAAGGUGAUCAAGGUUGUACCUCAUAACCCGAGGUCGGCUGCGGAAUCGGCAGCUCGUAUCUUUCAAUCAAUACAAGAAGAAAGGAAACGGCAUGAGUAGCCCAUUCCCCUGUCCCAGAUAAUUUCUGUAUUAACUAAUACCUGCUAAGCAGAAAGUGACCGUUGAGCCUAGCUCCUUAGACAAGCAUAUGUUUUUUUUUUUUUUUGGGGUCCGAGCUACCCAACUUAUGCCUGAAAUGUAUACAUGCUUCUGAGUGGUUGACAAUGAACUUUCUUACUUGUCGUAUCUUUCAAUGACAAGCAUGUUGUAUGAGCAUAGGCUCUUGGCA
This is a messenger RNA of Eucalyptus grandis, 3423 nucleotides long. RefSeq names its product protein HEADING DATE 3B. The record is from RefSeq and is a predicted model, not a curated record. NCBI's taxonomy places the organism in Eukaryota, Viridiplantae, Streptophyta, Magnoliopsida, Myrtales, Myrtaceae. Gene Ontology annotation, biological process: regulation of photoperiodism, flowering. The transcript is spliced from 5 exons. The coding region runs from base 1218 to 3194 and encodes 658 amino acids.